Molecule: messenger RNA, 3492 nt
Organism: Lingula anatina
Lineage: Eukaryota; Metazoa; Brachiopoda; Lingulata; Lingulida; Lingulidae
Source: RefSeq, a predicted model, not a curated record
UGUGUGACCAACUCUCAAGAUAACUGUACGUCACCGGACGGGAGAUUUUGUACGAGAUACAUGUACUAGUAUAACCCACGUCUGGUGCGUGGAGCUGUCCCAGCCGCUGUUAAUGGCAAUGCCCGGUGAACGAGGGAGGUUUAGGAGGUUCUCUCCCACAGGACAUAGUUUGAACGCCCGUAGACAAGGAAGCGCAAUUAGAGAAGUUAUUACAUGUUUAUUAAUGUCGGGUGCAGCGUGUCUAGGCAAAACGAUAAUUGGGUUGAACUAGUGCGAGUAGCUGAAGAGAUGACAACAACAUUACACGUGUACUCCUGUGGGUAGGAAGAAAACGUUUGCCAUGCGUUUACAGGACAAGGACGUUUAAGUGUCAUUUAAAACCUGAGCUGGGCUGACCAACCCAACACACAGCGACUGGGCAGUGGUCACCAAACUGACCAGUAGAUCAACUGAGAAGGACACUGGUUAGAAGGAUCUCCAUAGGUCAUAUCUGCGAUACAAUCGUCCUCCACCACCAUGAGCCGGGCUGUGAGAGGCUUCGUGGCUUUCCUAGCCUGGACUCUGUUUUCGUUCUACGCUCACUACUUCGCCCGGAAAGCGCUUCGAACCUGGGGGAACAUACCUCAGGAACAACAAGAGACGACCGAGAAGAAGAAAGCUUUGUGGUACGCAGUGGUAAUUUUAAGCCUUUGUCAAAUUGUUGUCGGAGCCUGUGUUCUCCUUCUGCUUCCCAGACUAUGCAGCCGGCGUCUUCUUACCUGGAUGGGGCUGGACGCCAAGGAAAGCAUGAGCGCCGACCCCCACUCAGACACAGGGGUGGAAAAAGUGACCAAUGGUGUAACACAGGGACAAGAGGAACCCUGUGAGAGCUCGAGACUUCCAAACACUGAUUUGUCCCUUGUCACCCUGUCUGUAAGCCACAUGGCGGCCACGAUGUGUACGAACGCUAGCUUGGCGUUUUGUGACGCGUCCAGCGCGUUUACGGUGAAGGCGUUUGAGCCCAUCACUACAGCGGUGCUGUCCAGCAUUUUAAGCGGGAAAAAGUUGGAGACGAAUACGAUAAUAGCAUUGCCCUUAGUUGUCAUAGGGUCUAUCGGGUUUGUGUGGAGACCACAGUACAGGAUGGGAGAAACACUAGGACUCACGCUUGCCUUUUUAUCCAAUAUUUUGUUUGGAUUGCGUAACGUUACGCUGAAAAGUAUGGCAAACAAAACACCUUUGGUACAGGUCCAGACUUUAGCGAAAAUGAGCACAUGGGCUGCUUUCCUGCUUCUCUUCAUGGAAAUUUUCCUAGCCGUAGCGGCACCAGACAUGUUUCCUACAUUAUUAGCUGCGGGACUGCUUCAGCCCUGUCUCGUUUCGGCGAUACUUCACGUGACUUACACCGUUAUCUCAACGUGUAUCAUACUCAAAUAUAUAUCAGUCGUCGCACAUUCCAUGGCUAAUCUAAUGAAAAGGAUUUCAUUGGCGCUUCUGUUUUAUAUGAUAGGGAAACAUUUACUUCUUCCCGUUAACUAUUUUUCCGGGACGGUUAUACUUCUUGGAUUGGCCUUGUACGUGUUCCCAGCGGCUACAAGACAAAAGAACUGCUCCGAACAACAGUCCCUAUGGCUGACGGUGAUCAUGUCUUCCAUUGUCCUGGCCAUGGCGGGUUACCAUUGGGGCACAUCUUUGCCAGGAAGCUCGGUUGAGAUUGCGACCGCCGUCUCACCUAACACAACCAGUGUCUUCAAGUUUCCCUUCAGUCGCAUGCGACCUUUUACCAGAACUGACCUCAGUCCCAAAGACCGAAGUUUCGUCAAUGCAGACCUCUAUGCAGAUUCUUCCAAUGCGUUCCAUUUAUCUCAGUUAUUGACUACGACUGAGGAAGUAAUUGAGGAGGCACAGCGCAUCCAGACGACUUUGUUUUCUCGCGUUCUUGCGGGGUACCGGAGGGCCGUUUUGGUGAACGUUUUUCAGUGGCCUAACAAAGGCGACCAGUUCAUUACAAUCGGCCAGAGACUUAUUCUACAGGGUUUGAACAUAUCUAUUGUGUACCAUUGUUACUAUCCGGGGACGUACUGCGAUUUUUCUCAGAUUAAGAGGUCGAAAGAUUUGGUCGUGAUGGUCCAAGGCGCGGGAUAUAUUGGCCACCCUGCACACUUGUAUGUGCUGAAGAAAACGGCUGAUGCUUUCCCCAGUAAUCGUAUUGUGCAAUUUCCAACCAGCGUGUGUCACCCCACACCUGGCUGUCAAAACAUAACCGAAUUUGCUCAAAUUUACGGGAAUCAUAAGGAUUUCAUUGUUAUGCUACGAGACAAACCGUCUUUUGAUAUGGCGACACAUUUCUUUUUGAAAAAUAAGCUUCUGCUUGUCCCGGACUCUGCAUUUGCUGCGGGACCGUUACAGGUGAACGUCAUCCCCAGUUAUGACGUCAUAUGGAUCAAACGUGACGACUGGGAGAGUCCAGGGUUCACAAGAGUAAAUCGACCAAAAUUCCCACCCGGUAUAAAAUACUUGAUAACUGACUGGAAGGCAGAAUGGAUGAAUGAAAAUGCAGACGAUUUUUUCGAAGAUCAUCAACUCAAAGCCAUGUCUGGUGUUCUCUUUAUUGCGCGUGCGCAUGUCGUCGUGACGGAUCGUCUGCAUGCACAUCUAAUUAGCACGUUGCUAGGGAAACCGAAUGUUGUUGUGAACAGCUUGACAAACAAACAGGCGAACUAUUACCACACGUGGGAAAGGAGUAUUCGGAGCUCGCAUUUGGCGCUUUCCACGGAACACGCCGUUGAAAAAGCACUUUUAUUACUUAAACGAUACAAGCCUGUUGCUUAAAAAUAUAUCUAUGGUAUGAUGGAUUAUUUAUUGACGUUUUUAAACCCACUGAGAGGGUUAUUUGUUUGUUAUGCUUUAGUCUCCAUAAGAAAUCUAUGAUAGUUUCCUUUGUUGUUUUAAUACAAAAUACAGUAUUUAUCUGGGUUAGCUUAUGGAAAAUGUAGUUAUUUUUUUGUUAUAAUUUAUAAAUGAUUAUGCAUUGUAUGUUCAUAACAAUAUUUUUCAUAGGCCAGUUUUGUAAAUAUUAAGGAUUUUUAAAAAUUAUUUUUUCCAUAGGCAUUGAUGAAGUUUUAUCAGCUGCCUUGCCUUUUAAUUAUACAUGUAUUACACUUGCAUUUCUUGAUGAACAUGUUAGCAUUAUGCCUUAUUCAACAAUCGUGUUUGUUGGUGGCGCAAUCACGGAAAACAAGCAUCACUUCUGGCAUUUCGAAUUUAUUCGAUUAUAUUGCUUUUGGUUUAAGUGUAGAUUCUUAUCUUAGUUGAGUUAAACUUUAAAGUGCAAUCUGGUAUGUUUUAAAAUUGUGUUCAAGUGUAACACGUCGGCGGGUCCAGCUGUCGCAAAUAGUGUAUAGCACUGAGUUAUGAGAAAAAUCCCCCUUACGCAGACAAACAGAAGGGCUAAGUUUGACUCACGUCACGUACGUUGGUGUAUGUUCCUAUACCCAGAAUGAAAUAAAAUGU